UUGGCUUCGGCGUCGGCGUCGCUCCCCGGCUGGGGCAGUAGGCCGGCCUCUCUCCGCAGUCGGUAGGUGAAGUGCCGGCGGCGGAGGGUCACCAGCCGCGCGGCGUUGGCUAGGGUGUUGGGGUCGUUGUGUCUUGACAGCGACGCUGGUAGUCUUUUCUGCGACAGCGGGUGCGGCCGCGUUAGCCCUAAACGGGCUUCACGGCUGUCUGGCGAGUCUCUGCRAGCGCCCGACCUUCUCUUCCCGGACCCCACGCCAGCAGCGACCCUGAGCCAACACCCGGAAAGACCGGUAAUGGCGGCCUCGACGGCCUCGCACCGGCCCAUCAAGGGGAUCCUGAAGAACAAGACGUCUACGACUUCAUCGGUGGUGGCCUCGGCCGAGCAGCCCCACCGGAGCGUUGAAGAGGAGCUGAGUAAAAAAUCCCAGAAGUGGGAUGAAAUGAACAUCUUGGCAACAUAUCAUCCAGCAGACAAAGACUAUGGUUUAAUGAAAAUAGAUGAACCAAGCACUCCUUACCACAGUAUGAUAGGUGAGGAUGAAGAUGCAUAUAGUGAUUCAGAAACCACUGAAGCCAUGUCUCCAGAUGUCUUAGCUAAGAAAUUAUCUGCUGCUGAAGGCUCAGAACCAAAGUAUCAGUCUCUGGAACACGAAAGCAGUGGAGAGGAGGAUAGUGAACUCACACCUGAAGAACAAGAAAAAAAGCGACAAUUUGAAAUGAAGAGGAAGCUUCACUACAAUGAAGGACUGAAUAUUAAAUUAGCUAGACAACUAAUUUCGAAAGAUCUACAUGAUGAUGAAGAUGAAGAAAUGUUAGAGACUGCAGAUGGAGAAAGCAUGAAUAUUGAAGAAUCAAAUCAAGGAUCUACUACAAAUGACCAACAGCAAAACAAAUCACAAAAUUCAUAGAAGAGAUUUGUUCAACAUUGCAGUUGUUUGUCAAAUACAAACCCUUUUACUAUAAUACACUGCUUCCACAAUUCAUGACUUAAGUACCAAAAUGCAUACCAGUUAUUAUAUAUUGCCAAGAAUUAAAUGAUAACCUUAGAGACUGAUUAGACUGAAAAUGCCUAAUUAAUGCAUAUAUUCUUGUGCCUCRUACUUCACCACAAAUACAGUGUAAUGUCAUCAGUCCUAAACUGCUUUAGUUUUGUAAGAACACUGGUUAAUUUGUAUAAGAUAUUGUAGAGCUUUUUAUGCUUUAGAGGUUAAACAGCGUCUUUGUGGGGGAGGGGGACUAAUUUAUUUUCAUCACUACUAGAUGUGAUACCUCUUAUAAAAAGUUUGUUGGGUUUUUUGUUUAUUUUUAACAAAAGUUGAUUGGAACAAGAAGAUAUAUAGGCUGAUAUAUAUUCAGGCUGAAAGAUAUUUUAACAUUUGUCUUCAACUUGAUUUUUCUGUUUGAGAAAGUUUAUAAGUAUUAUUGAUGCAUAUUCUGGCCUACUCUCUUUAAAAUUCCUGUUGAGUUUCUUUGUGUUUACAAGGAAAAGAUUGAAUUUUUUCUCCUCAGAACUAGCUUUUUUUGACAAAUAAACUAUCAGGUUAAACUUGCACUAAUGUCUGCUCUAACUGCUUGUUUUGGUACACUAAGCAGACCAGAUCAGUUUUUUUUUUUCCAAUAAAUAUAAUUAUAGGCAUCAGUAUUCCCUUUACAUACCUGUCUUAACUUUCUGCUUUCAUAUUCUCCUCCUUUCUACACAUACGCAUACGAUUGUAAGGAUCACAAAGUUGCUACAAUAAUGACAUUCUCAUUUUGGCCAUUAGUGUUUAAUAGUUCUUCUGAUAGAUGAAGAAWAUCAAUUGAGUAGCAACAAUACUAUAGGCAGGAAAUAAAAUUCAACUGCUCAGUUUCUACAUCUCUCUUAUUUACAGUGUGGUAAUUAAAUUGCUAUUAUUAGUUCAUUUGACUUAAUUAGACAUUAGAAAACAAUUGAGGCUUUUUUGCAUGAUGAGAGAAUUAUAUGUAAYCAGUGAUAUAAUUGUUCCUGAAUGUACAGACAGAAUUAAGCCUGAACAUUUUUUAUUUAAAAWUUUUUAAAUAGUUCCUGAUUUAAGGGAAUAUGAUAAUGUAUACUAUGACAAAUGUACUUUAUUCUUCUAACACAGUAGGAAUUAUUUGGUUUUUGUUUGGUUCUGAAAUGAAGUGCAGUUCUUGUGUAUCUUGAUUUAAUGGGUUUCAUUUCUAGUCAAUUAUUUGUUUCUUAAUUUUGGUUAGUACCAAAAGAAUCCAUUAUCUGAAUAGACUUUUAAAAUAAUUUCUGUAUAUUAUAUAUAUAUAUAUAUGAAAUGGCUUUUAGUGAACAGCUUAUCUUCCACUUGCAGGUUUAUGGAAAUAUCCGUAUGUUGAAGUAAAUAAAAAGUGGGAGGAUUCUUUGCUGUUAGAAGAAUGUGCUUAUUAUUUUGAAUGUCAUGGAAUCUAAUCAAAGUUCCUCUGAAAUAUAGUGUGGUAUUUUAAUCAUUUUAGCUUAGUAAUACCACUGAUUUAUCAGCAAAACAAUGUUUAUCUCUGUUUUGUGUUUAGUCUAUACACAAGUGUGUACAUAUGUUCAUACACCCUGACCUCUGUUUUUGGCUUCCUCUUUUUCAGUUCUUAGAAAGUAUUCACAUACUCCUAGAAUUAGCUGCUGUACAGUGAAGAAAAAUUAAGACUUUUUAACAACUGAUUCUUUUUUUUUUCCUACAAACCAUUUAUUGAAACUUAAAACUUAUUUCUAGUUUCAGAGAGUAAAUAAUUAUCUCAUAGGAGUAAGAUUUGCCAGAUAGCAUGGUUGGUAAGAUUUUAGAUAGUCAAACACUACUAAUAAGAAUGUUUUUGUCAAAUUAUGAGUUCCUAAUUGACCUGGUAUUGGAUAAGCAAAAAAUGAAACUUUGUGGACUUGAGAAUAUAGCUCAGGGGUACCUUUCUAGCAUGUAUGAGGCCCUGGGUCUGAUUCCCCCAUAUUGCAAAAAAAUUAAAUUUUUUAAAAAGUAAAGCUUAGAAAGUAAUUUKUAUUUAGUUUUAGCCAAGGUAGAUUCUACUCUCAGCCUUAUUUCUUCUGCUAAACUCUUUAGUAUCAACUAGUGUGUUUAUUCAUUUUUCAAAGUUCAGAAAUGGUUUCUUAAAGUGGGUGCUAYUUAACAUCCCAGCAACUUAUCAAGACCCUGUCUCAAAAUAAAAAUGGCCUGUAAUGUAGCUCACUGAUUGAGUGCCUCUGUGUUAAAUCCCAGGACCAUGUGGUGGGGAAAAUGUUUUUUUUAAAUCUAAGACUUAGUGGUAUAACGUGAUUGUUAAAAUAAGAAUCAGUUGAAGAUUAAAACAAAAUGCCAUUUUCCUCCUAAACUUUCAUUUUGUUCAUAUUGUUCACUUUCAGUUAGURUGUACUACACGUAUUAUACAGUGUCAUAUACUGUGUGUGGAUUUUAUUUUACUAGCCAACUAUCUCAAGAUCAUAUUCCACUAAUCAAGUAGACUUUGGACUCUCUUGUGGCUCAGUAGUUUGUUUAGUUGUUGUAGAAUUGAUAACAAGAACUACCAUUUAUUGAGAACCUAUUAUUAUUUGCACUUACCUAACAUAACAUAGUACUAGGUCCCUAUCUAAUCCUUAAAACUACCAUGCAAAGCAGGCAUUCAUUCUUACCUGUUUAUAAGUAAGGAAAAUGCUCCUGGCCAAGUUACUCAUUUUUCAUUGUCUCACAYCUGCUAAGUGACAAGGUUCAAAUCCAGAUGUAACUAAAUUUUCAUGGUCUUCAUCAAUUUUUUUUUAACUGUAGAAAAUUCAUUUUAAAAAUUGUACCUUACAAAUAAACUUUAUUUGGAUUAUUGAUUUGAUACUGUAUGAUUUAAGCGGAUUAUAUUUCAGGUAUUUAGUUUGAGUUUCUGUUUUUUAUUUUAGUCUGAAAAAUUGAAGAUAAUUUUAUUUUGUUUGCAGUUUUGUAGCAUUUAGGAAAAUCAAGAGCACAAUCUGCUCAGGAAUGUCUAAAUGCAUGAUUGGUGUUAUAUUACACAAGUUUGUUUCCAAGCAGACUGUUCAAUACUCACUGUGAUUUCUUUAUUGAAUCAAUGUUAGGAAGUCACAUACCAGUCCAGCCAUAAAAAAACCAACAYGUAAUAACACUUGCCUGGUAUGUGUGAAGGCCCUGGUUUCAGUGCCAACACUGAAGAAAAAAAAAAAAAGUUUCUAAUUGGCAUUUCCCAAUGUGUUACAUGAAAAGAAUUCCAUGAGCAAGUAAAAGCUCUGCACAUGCYAUAUACUUUAUUCUCCUACCAUCUUAUAGACAUAAUGUGUCUUACAUCAAAGAGUCCAAUAGUAGAUUAGGUUAUAGCUCAGUUGUAGAACACAUGCUUAACACAUAUACCAUCUUUGGUUUAAUCACUAAAACCACAAGAAACAAGAAGAAGAAAAGUGAAAAAUAAAAGGUUUUAAAAGUCUUGAUUAAAGAAAGAAACUUGGUUAAAACUUGGUUUAACCUCGAAUUCUUCAAACUUACUUCACAGUAACCACCCCACCUUGUCCAUCAAAUAAUAUUCCAAAGGAGGGGAAGAGGCUAGAGUUUUAACAUAUCAAAGUUGAACUUCCUCCAAGAAUAAGAAGAGAAUGGUUUGUUUAGAAUUUGCCGAACAUAACUUUUGGCAACUUAUCCAAGAAACAGUAAAAUGUGUAUCCAGGACAGAUGAGGGUGUGGUUGAUGUGGCUACUUAUAAGCUGCUGUGGUUUAAUACUGAUAUGACUCUUGCUCCAAAAUUUGCUGUUCUAAGCAGUUCUCAUCCUUGUCAUCAGCUCUUGCAUGCAUAGCCAGUUGACAAGAGCACAUCUGCUACUCAUUGGGAAAAACAGAACAGAAAAUAGAAGCCAGAUAGCAAGUCUGUGGCUCAUGUCCCUAAACCUUGGUUAAUUUGUUUUGUUUUUUAGUUCUUAUAAUUUAAAUUUGGAUUUGAUUCAUCUGAGUUUUUUUUAUUUGAGGAAUUAUUGGGGGAGGUAAUGAUGAGAAUAGGUAAGUGAGGGUGGAUUUGGCAAAUGUUCAGUCAUGAUUUUAUAUCAGCUGCCCAGCCUGAAWUUUUUUUCAGUCUAUGUCUGCCAAGUAUUCAGCAUUUCAGUUCUAUUACUAAUGGGAAUUAUUGGGAUUGGAAGAGAACUUCUGUAAAUUGUUGUUCCCCUCUGUUCAAUUCUUUUGGAAUUGAUAAUAGUAUUGACUAGAAAUAGGAUUGUACAAUCUGAUUUUUUGUAUUUUAUUUUCAUUUGACUCUCUUUUUAAGCAAAGGGAAUUAUAAACAGCUUUGCAGUAUGCCUUGUUCAAAUAAAAUGGUUCAAUCUGAAAGUGUUACCAGUAACAGAAAUAACCCAGGAAGAAAAAAGUUUUAUUACAUACUAGUUAACAUUCAGUGGUCUCUGAAGUACCCCAGUAUGUAAGCAAUUAUUUAAUUUUCUUUUUAUCUCCCUAUAUAAAAGAGACACCCUCUUGAAAAACAAGCACUUUCUCUAAUGUAGUGYACCUUGCCAAGCUAAAUGGGGACUGUGGACCUAAGACUACUACCAUUAGAGAUUGUCAAGUUUAGAUAUGCAUCAUAGCAGAAGGAACACUCCUUUGGGAGAACAAGGAAGGAGUAGGCAUACACUCAUCCUCCAGCCAUCCUGAGGAGGCCUUUCUGGCACAAAACUGGGGAGGAUGAACUUAGCAAGACUGCUACCUAGCAGAUUUUUGUAUGAAUUCCCUUAAAACCAAAUUUAAGAGCUCUUUAGUCACCUACCACUAAAUUGUUACUAAGCAACAUGGAACAUUCCCACAAAAAUCAGAAAUGUCAAAUGAUAUAUUUUUUAACAUCACUGCCUAAUACAAAAUUUUGUAUUUCAGAAGUUGAAUCAGAUUUGUGGAAUAUUGCCUUUUUAAUAAUYUCUUAAGUCACUUUACUAGGAGACAAGAAGGGGCUGGGAAGAGAAGGACAGAACUGUCAGUCCCACUCAAGCUUGAAACUAUCUCAGGAAAUAUACUGUCAUCCAGUGCUAAAUUUGGCAAGUAUCAAAUAGAUACCCACUUCCCUACUGGUAUGCUACAAAGUAGGAUUUGGGUUUUUCAUGGUAAAUCACAAAGUACAUAAUCCAUUCUAGUGGAUCAUACUAAUCUCUACCUAAAAG
Molecule: messenger RNA, 6110 nt
Organism: Urocitellus parryii (Arctic ground squirrel)
Lineage: Eukaryota; Metazoa; Chordata; Mammalia; Rodentia; Sciuridae
Gene: Ppp1r2
Product: protein phosphatase 1 regulatory inhibitor subunit 2
Biological process (GO): regulation of signal transduction
Molecular function (GO): protein phosphatase inhibitor activity
Source: RefSeq, a predicted model, not a curated record